AUGUCGAACUCGCUGAGCAAACCACCGACUCGGGAGCUCGACCCGCCCGAAAAUUGGCUUCCUACUCAGAAUGACCACCGGAACAGGGCGACCUGGAGGGACAAAUUAUGGGCAGAGGUCGAUACGAAACGCACGACGACCUCGAUGGUCUGGGCGUGUUUCCUCACAGGGCUCACUUCGGCCGUCUCGUUCUCGGCAUGUUACAUCUGGUGCGGUUUCCAAACCGGCGGAGUCGCCCAACUAGGCAUAGCCGUAGCCCGUCUCUUUGGCUCUCACCGAACCUCAGGCUUCCUCAUGCCGGACAAACAAGCCCUCUGUAGUCUCCUCUCCUUCCUCUUGGGUACCAGCUUGGGAAGGUUCGGAGACAAGAUCGGACCGCACCGAAGGAUAUGGUUGAUAAGCGCUACGGUAGCACAGGCCUUGUCAGUCAUGGCUGCGGCGAUCGCAGCGCAUUACAGCGGGCAGUCUGGGAUUGCUGGGGACCGAGAAGAUCCUAGUUGGACGAAUCCGACGAGUUUCGCUGCAUUGGGGUUCAUGUCGGCUUCUCUUGGCUUACAAGGGAUCAUCGGAGUUCGUUUGAAUACACCAUUCGGAACCGCCGUCGUCCUGACUACCGUCUGGGUAACAACAAUCAACGACCCCUUCCUCUUCGCCCUCCGCCUAGUCCCCUCUCGGGACCACCGCCUGCUCUCCAUCGCAGCCGUCUUUGUCGGGGCGUUCGUCAGUCGAGCUCUGAUCGAUUCGAUAGGCCCCGCGGGGACGUUGGGGAUCUGUGCGGGAUUGAGGUUCUUAGGAGCUGCAGGUUGGAUGGGAGUCAGGGAUAAGCCGAAGGUCGGAGCUGUGUAG
Filobasidium floriforme is the source of this 846-nucleotide messenger RNA. RefSeq lists its product as uncharacterized. The transcript has 6 exons. The record is from RefSeq and is a predicted model, not a curated record. Lineage: Eukaryota; Fungi; Basidiomycota; Tremellomycetes; Filobasidiales; Filobasidiaceae. The coding region runs from base 1 to 846 and encodes 281 amino acids.